AUGGGUCCCGUUCCUAGUUCCAGUUCUAUUCCAAAGUCUACCUCUCGCGAUGGAGGGAUUCUUGGGAGGCUAGAAACGCCCACCCCCCCUUGUUGUACCAGGCGUCUCGCUUUCAUCAUCGAUAUUAUUUUUGGGGUGGUACCUGUAAAGGUUCCUUUAAACUUAAAGUUUGAUGGACAAGGACAAAAAGCUUGGGCAAGUAACGAUUGCCAUAAAAACCCCAAGUGUGCAAGAAUUCCAAUGAGUUUGAAGUUCAGCUUUGUAAAAGAUUCAAUUGUGAGGGACAUAACGUCAAAAGACAGCAAGAAUUUUCAUGUCAAUAUCCUAGGUUGUAAGAAUCUUACUUUCGACCACGUGACUAUAAAUGCACCGGGGAAUAGUAUUAAUAGUGAUGGAAUUCACAUGGGUCGUUGUGAUGAAGUUAAUAUCAUCAAUUCAGUUAUUGGUACUGGUGAUGAUUGUAUCUCACUCGGAGAUGGAAGCAGACAGGUAACAGUUACGAACGUGACGUGUGGACCUGGACACGGCAUAAGCGUAGGAAGUCUAGGACAAUAUCUUGUUGAAGAACCGGUUGCUGGGCUUUAUGUCAAAAAUUGUAAAUUAAUUGGUACAACAAAUGGCCUAAGGAUCAAAACAUGGCCGGCUUCUCCUGCUACUGGAUCGGUUACUGAUAUGCACUAUGAAGAUAUAACUUUGGUUGACGUCCAAAAUCCAAUUAUUGUGGAUCAAGAAUACUGUCCAUACAACAAAUGUAAUAGGAAGAUUCCGUCAAAAAUCAAGAUAAGUAAGGUGAGUUUCAAGAAUAUUAGAGGUAGUUCUGGUACUGCAGUUGCUGUGAAGCUUUUGUGUAGUGCUGCUUAUCCAUGUGAAGAUGUGCAGUUAUCUGACAUUGAUAUCACUUAUACUGGAAGUGACGGUCCAGUUGUAUCUGAAUGUUCGAAUGUGAAACCGGUUGUUACUGGGAUACAAAAACCUCUUAUUUGUCCUUCGUGAGCGUAAGCUAUUUCU
Molecule: messenger RNA, 1008 nt
Organism: Cucurbita pepo subsp. pepo (vegetable marrow)
Lineage: Eukaryota; Viridiplantae; Streptophyta; Magnoliopsida; Cucurbitales; Cucurbitaceae
Source: RefSeq, a predicted model, not a curated record